AGUCACAGAAGUGUUCGUUAGUUUGGGUCCCCCUGCGUCAUUGAAGUGUUCCUCGAAAUUGAGCGGGGUUUCCCAUUGUUCAGUACGUAUUUGUAAUAUGUAUAUAAUGAGAAACUUAAUUUAAUAGUAAAACACACAAAGCUGUGUAUUUUCUGAGAUCUAGUGGCAGGAAGGAAUUAUAAAAUAUUGUAAAUGGCUCGCAUAUUCCAAUAUGUACGUCCUGUUGAUGCUGUCCUGACAUCUGUAACUUUGGGCACAAGACCAGAUCAUUCUGAAAAUGGAAUAAGGAUUAAAGAAGAACCACCAGAUCUAGAUUACGAUGAUUUGAAUUAUUUAUUAACUGACGCGAAUACAACAGCUCAAAAUGUAUCCACGAAAUCUAAACAAAAUCAUUUAGAUGUUGUUAAUAAUGAGAAUAAUGAACGCAUUCUACGUCCAAGAUCCGUCUGUUCCAACAAAGACAGUUCAUAUUUUACUAGAAAAAAACGUAAACGCGCCUUAAACGAUUCCUCAGAAUUGGAGGAUUCUCAGCCAGCGAAGAAACCUAGAUUAUAUUUACGCGAUAUUCUACCUUUGCAAAUGGAAGAUAAUUUAAUGAUACCAACAAGAACAUGUAAAAUAUGCUUUGUAUCUUUCAAGACGGUCCAGUCAUUAAGCGUUCAUUCAAAAAUAUACAACACUAUAUUGAUAUGCGAAAUUUGCAAUACACCGUUCAAUUCGCGUCCGCAAUUGCAGAGACAUAUAUCGUGUCACUUUCAUGCAACGUAUAUAUGUUCCAGAAAGAGUAUUAGGUGUUGGUUCUGUAAUCGAUCAUUCUGCGAAAAGAAACGCCUACAAAUGCAUCUAUUUCAUUGCCAUCGAACUUUACUGGAAGAUGAAUACUCUUUACAAACUGAUAUUGACAAAAUUCUAGAAAAUAUGGAACAUCUUUGCAGAGUUAAAAGACAUUCGCACAUAAGUAAUAGUAGUACAGGAGUAACCAUGGAUACUGACAAAAUCGAGAAAAAUACAUGCAGAGAGGACACUAAUAUACCUGUAACCAGGAAUUCUGAUAAAGUCAGAAGAAAUAUGGAGACCUCCAUGACAUCCGUAAUCAAUGAUGUCAAAAGAAAUACACCCAUGGAGGAGGAUUCUACGAUGCCUGCAACCAACAAAAUUGACCAAACGAAAAAUAAUAAACGCGUGGAUGAUGCUAUGGUACGUAUACCCCGUGAUGCUAUCAAAAUCGAAAAAGAUACAUGGGAGGUGGAUGCUACGAUAUCUGUAACCGACGAUGUUGAAGUACUCGAUGACACUAGAGUUACAGCAUUAGAAGACAUUUUGAACAUCAUUGGUGUAGUCGGCGAUACCGAAAAUAGUGCACCAAUAGAGGACAGUGCGAACCGUAUAAUCAACGAUGCUGACAAAAUCGAAGAAAAUAGACGCAUGGAGGACAGUAUGGAAGCCGUUCGUGCAACCAACGAUAUUACGAACAUGGCUGCUGUACAGCCAUGUUCGAACAAUGAUGCUGCGAGCGUGGCUGGUGGUACCAACUACGCCGCAGAUAUCAUUGGUGGAACCAGUGACAUUACGAACACGGUUAAUGUCACCAAUGAUGUCGAUAAAAUUAAGGAAAGUGCGACCUGUGUAACGGAUAGUGUAACACAGAAUGUUGAUCAAGUUGAAAAAAAUACACCAGUAGAAGGAAGUGCGAACCAUGUGAUUAGUGAUAAUAUAAAAAUUGAAUUAAAUACAUCAACAAACGAAAUUACGGACAGUGUAAUCAAUGAUGUUGACCAGAUCAGUCAAAAUACAGCGACGGAAGCCAGUGAAAGCCGUGUAACAACGAAUAUUAAUAAAACACAACGAAAUGUACCAACAGUGAAAAGUGUAGGUCAUGAAAAGAAAGUUGUUCAGAAAACUAGACAAAGUCAAAAGCCAAUAGCUAGUACCAAUUCACCAACAAAGUUGAACACUUCAAGUCCAGGUAAGAAAAAGAUGAGGCAGACUACUCUUACGGAGUUCCUUUCAUUCUCUAAUAAGAGUUUUAAGGAAGACGACAUUAAAUUAGAGAAAGUCGAUACUCCGCAAGAAAGUUGUGAUUCGAGUGGUCGAAAUGCAUCAAGAAACUUGACAUUUGGCCGUACUUCAACGCCAAUACCCAACUCAACUGCGGUUAAUUUUUCUACCCCUAACACGCCGUUGCUGAAAAUGCAUAUAAGUCCUAACUCGCUACUUGGUUUAUUGAAUGAUGAAAUAAAAAGUGAACCUGUCGAUUCUUUCAAUUCGGCCGUUGCACAGAAUUCACCUUAUAAUUUCAGAAAGUCAACACAUGAUUCCCGUCGAUCAUCUGUUGAUUCUCGUGACGCGACUCCUUCCAGUGUAGCUAGUAGGAGAUUGAGAUCUUCUAAUAUAUCAAAACAGACAAAAAGAACAACGACGCCACUGGAAGAAAGGUGGAAGAAUAAAUAUAAGUGUAAGGAGUGUGUAGUUCGUUUAGAGAGAUGCGAUUAUGUUUCUAAACGAGUGCUUUUGAAGACUGAUAGAUCCGAAAGUAUCAUCCCUUUGCAGUUGACAAUAGGAUCAGCCGAAGGAACCGCUCGAAACGGUCAUGUAAUCAAACCCAGCAAUCCAAGAAUUCGAAUAGUAAAUUUCGAUAAUUGCAUCGUUGUCGAACUGCUGGAAUCAAAAUAAAAGAUAUUUUAAACUCCUUGGAAUCAGACAUUUCGUUCCUUAUUAUUUAAGGACACUUCUGUCUCUGAGAAUGAAGAUUCAACAGGCAUUCUGUCUGCUUCUCUGACUGACUCAACUAAAUUAUAAUAAAUAGUUACGGUAGUCAUAUGAAAAGAGAAUACCAUGUGGAUUGCUUAUGCAAUAGGUAUGGGUUCGAAUGCCAGUUCAGCACUCCGGUAGAUUAAAUGCUUUUCUGCUUUUAAGUUUUUUAAUGGAUUGGAGUUCAUUAUAGUUAUAGAGUUUCGUGUGGUUAUAUUUGAAGCUAUAAGUGGUAUGGCGCAGAAUUUAGAAAGCUUGAAGAAACAAAGGAGUAACGAAUGCACUAUAACAUCUGCUGUUCACGGAAGAAAUCUCUUCCACCAUUUCCUUUUCCCUUCACUUUUUUCAACACGAUCAUAGAUAUGAUGCUGCGCGUGGAUUCUGUUUUUGGACUUCCGGUGAAGACCCUGAAGAACUGAGGCAGGACUGUCCAGAGAAGAAGAUUUUUAAACGCUUCCGUUUUCUUCCUUGUGUUAAUAUACAUGGGGUAUUCAUGGGGUACCGAUUGACCCUAUAUGUAAAUUUGUAGAGCAAAGAAUAAAGGGGGUGUAAAAUGGCCGAUUCCAAGAAAGUUUCUUGCAGGCUGUUGUUGACAGCACUGCCUUAUGUUACUGUUGCGAACAAAAUGGCAGGACGUUCAUAUGUUAUUCUAUUUUUAGUAACGAUAUAGUAAUACUCUUGAUUAGAUGCUCGAAUUUCUUUUAUAUUUAUGCUUGCUAAGCAGGUAUUCAAAAUUGAAACAUACAAUAAUGCAUGGUAACAGGAUACAUCAUCCUCAGUAAUAAUUGUAACAAUAAAAUUCAUUUAAAAUACGGGUGUUAUUUAUUUUAAUUAAUGUUAAUUGAUCGAGUUAUCACGAGAGAGUUAACCUCAUAAUGUGAUGUUUAAAAGACGGAGAGAUGGUUUUAAAAAGGUUAUUUAUGUUAGCCUAAGUUUUUAUGCCCGUUGAACAUUACAUUUUAUUAUAUGCCAUUAUAGUGGCUUUAUAAUGGAAAAUGAAACGAUACCAUUUGUAGGUUAUUAGCUUAUCGUACAUGUUAUUAUAAAGGUACACGAUCAGGCAUAUUUUUAUUAAGUCUUGCGUCAUGUCGUGGCGCCAAUUAUAUAAUAAAUAUUUUUAAUAACGAAACCUUUUUAGUUUAUACCAACUUCAUAUUUCCUGUCCUACAUGAAGUGAUUGUUAUCUGAAAAAUGAUAGUGACGCCAGGAUUCCAUCCAUAUUAAUAUGGGUAAACCAGUUGGGCUAAGAUUCACUGGUAUAUCUGGCAUAAUUAUAAAAGUCCUACCGAUUUAAGGACCUAUUUUGGUUAAGGCAGAACUAUUAUUUAAAUUGUUAAGUUUAUGCUUCGCAGAUCUUACUCUCUAACUUUCGUUCUUGAAUGGUUGUCUGUGUUGGGCACUCUAACAUGAUAGACUUCAUUUGUACUGUAACGGUACUAUUCCUAUUCAUAAUUGCCUUCAAUUCCCUUCUUUCCCCAUUGCCCUUUCCACAUACCAUGUGGUCGGUUAGGGUAUUCCACCCAGAAUAGGACUUCCAAGUUGAACCCUGAUUCAUGUUCCUCGUUUGUUCUUCAUAUAACCUUCUUUAACUUCCUUCAUUGUGGGUACUGUCUUCGGAUACCAUGUGAUUGACCCAGGUUCCCCAUUUUUCACAUAGCCCCCCGUUGUUGAAUGUGCGGAACCAGGGUCCUGGUAUACCGAAAAGCACCCUGAUUCAUGCUCCAUUUGUGGAAUCUGUAACAUAUACACGUGUGUUCAUACACACCCCAACACGCGCCUGGACUAAAAUUGUUAUUCCUAAGCUCCGUAUAUUUCGGUAACAAACUGAAUAAUUAUGUAUGUGUUUAAUAAAUAUUGUAAACGCCUAA
Messenger RNA from Osmia bicornis bicornis, 4619 nucleotides. RefSeq lists its product as uncharacterized. The record is from RefSeq and is a predicted model, not a curated record. Lineage: Eukaryota; Metazoa; Arthropoda; Insecta; Hymenoptera; Megachilidae. The transcript is spliced from 3 exons. The coding region runs from base 193 to 2673 and encodes 826 amino acids.